CAGACUUGAACUGAACAGACCCACCUCCACCUCCACAUCCAACAUCCACAUUCAACCCGGAAACCAACAUACAUGCAUCCAUCUUCUUUAACUUCUACUUCUCGAUUUCUCUUUUUGUCCACAUCAACUUGUGAACACGCUCAUCGGAUAUACCCAUAGACCCUACGCAUUUACAGCCUUUAUUCGGGUUUCGCGACCAAAGUUUUGCAAUCUCGUACUUAUUCGGACCACAGAACAGUUAUCCAUCUCAAUCAGUCAUCAUGGUUGAAUCCGAAGCCCCCCCUGCUGCCAACUACAUCCGACUUCAGUCGAAUGACAACGUUAAGAUCGAUGUUGAGAAGGCCGUUGCCGAGCGAUCGCUCCUGAUCAAGAACAUGCUUGAGGAUCUUGGUCCCAAUGCUGAGGGCCAGACCAUUCCUAUCCCCAACGUGACGGAGCCUGUUCUUCGCAAGGUCAUCGAGUGGUGUGAGCACCACCGCCACGACCCUCCUGCUACAAACGAGGACGAGUCGGACAACCGAAAGAAGACCACCGACAUUGAUGAGUGGGACCAGAAAUUUAUGCAAGUCGACCAGGAGAUGCUCUUCGAGAUCAUCCUUGCCUCCAACUAUCUGGACAUCAAGGCGCUAUUGGAUGUCGGAUGCAAGACCGUUGCCAACAUGAUCAAGGGCAAGUCCCCCGAAGAAAUCCGCAAGACCUUCAACAUCACGAACGACUUCACACCCGAGGAGGAGGAGCAGAUUCGUCGUGAGAACGAGUGGGCUGAAGAUCGAUAAAUUCUCAAUACCCGCCUAUCUGGUUGUUUCGUCGUCUUUUGAGUCUUCAUGUCUAUUAGGUCUCAUCAGGUGAUUUGGCCAAUUUAAUAAUAAACAAAAGACACCAACCGGAUAAUGGGGUUCCUUGUUUGCAGCUCGUGGCAAAAAAACCAUAGACAUGGAUAGCUAGCCAGUUGUGUGUGGCAUUGACAGGGAGACGAGUGUAUUUGGACUUUUCAGAUGAACCACCUCCACCUUCGCUCUCUUAGCCAGUAUAGAUACUGGAUCGUAUCAGCAAUACUCCAUGGUUAGAGAGCACGCAUAUUUGUUUUUAGGAGUUCUGAAUUAGCAUAAUGACAUUUGUGGAUUACUGAA
This is a messenger RNA of Daldinia caldariorum, 1130 nucleotides long. RefSeq names its product E3 ubiquitin ligase SCF complex, Skp subunit. Lineage: Eukaryota; Fungi; Ascomycota; Sordariomycetes; Xylariales; Hypoxylaceae. The coding region runs from base 261 to 776 and encodes 171 amino acids. The record is from RefSeq and is a predicted model, not a curated record. Gene Ontology annotation, biological process: mitotic cell cycle; SCF-dependent proteasomal ubiquitin-dependent protein catabolic process. Gene Ontology annotation, molecular function: cullin family protein binding. The transcript has 4 exons. Gene Ontology annotation, cellular component: cytoplasm; nucleus.